CCGGGGAAAGAAACAAAAACAACGCUUUCAUUUGCGUGCAGGUAAAUCUCUGGUGCUCUGCUGCGCUGUGAACAGAUUGCUUUAAAUCGAUAAAGUAUGGACAUCUCACCGAUAGAGGAUCUUAAAAUCACCCCAGACAUUGUACAGCCGUACCCCGAUCCAUCCGUCGGUCGGGAGGGAGUGAUUGUCAUAGACAAUGGCUCGUUCAACUGCCGUGCAGGCUGGAUGUUGAAGGAAAAGCCAGCAUUGGUGUUUCGCAAUAUCCUGGCCAAACCGCGGAAGGAUCGCAACAAAAAAGACAUCGAAGUGGCCACCGUUCCUGUGACACAGAUUGGCAACGACAUAGUGAACAUCGAGGCAUUGCGGCUUCAGUUGCGCACACAGUUUGAUCGCAAUGUCGUCACACACUACAAUGUACAAGAGCAAAUAUUUGACUACAUUUUCACCAAGCUUGGAAUCAAUUCGGAAAACAGCGUGCCACACAAGGUCAUGAUUACGGAGUGUUUGUUCAAUCCAAACUACUGCCGAAGUUUGAUGUCGGAGCUGCUCUUCGAAUGCUACGACAUACCGGGCCUUUCGUACGGUGUGGAUAGCCUACUGAGCUUUCACUCGAAUCAGCGUGGGAAGAGCGGACUGAUCAUCGCCACCGGUUAUCACACCACUCACGUCGUGCCAGUGCUGAACGGACGCAUGGUGGUGGAAAAUAUACGCCGCAUAAAUAUUGGCGGAUCGCACAUGAUCGCCUUUCUGCACCGAUGUUUGCAGCUGAAGUAUACAUUCCACCUUAACGCGAUCACGUUGAGUCGUUCGGAGGUUUUGCUGCACAAGUAUGGAGAGUUUGCGUACGACUACAUGGAGGCGCUCCAAAACUGGGCCUGCCUGACAUAUUAUGACCAAAACGUGAAGAAAAUACAGCUGCCCUACAACCAGACCACUGCAGCGCCGGCACUAACGACGGAGCAGAAGUUUGAAAAGAAAAAAGAGCUUUCUAAACGAUUGGCAGAGAUCAAUGCACGGCGGCGUGAGGAACGACUGGCGCAGGAUGAGGAAUUGCUAAUGCAGCUACAGCAGCUAGAAGAGUCCGCGGAAGAUGGAGAGGACAUUCGCGAUGGUUUGGUCGAGCACAGCAUCAAAGACGUGGGCGAGCUGAAACGGAUGAUUGCCACCGUAAAUUCUCGAAUCGAAAAAGCGCGCCAAAAAAUGAACGCACCAUGCGCGGGCGGCUCCCAGUCGCAGCUGCAAUCCGAUUCGGACAAAUUAUUACAACCCCCGCCCAACAUGUCUGUGGUCGAGUGGGUCGAGGAAACGCGCCGCAAGCGUGACGCCAUAAUAGAGAAACGACAAGCGCGAAGGCAGCGUAAGCAGGACCUUGCCAAGCGGCGGACGGCAGCCGCUCAGGAGCGAAUGCGCAUCAUUUCCCACCUCGCCCGAAAAGAGAAGGGUAGCGAUGAUUUCGGAAUGCGCGACGAGGACUGGGAUGUGUAUAAGCAAAUCAGUCGCGAAGAGGAUAGCGACAAUGAGAACGACAGUGAACGUUUGGUGGAGUACGACAUUAUUCUCAAGCAGUACGAUUCAACGUACGAAGAUCCGCUGCUGACGAUGUCCGGCAAUGCCGCCGAGCUGUACCAGCUGCAUGUUGGCGUGGAACGUAUCCGCGCUCCUGAAAUUCUGUUCCAACCAAGCAUCAUCGGCAGCUACGAAGCGGGACUGGCCGAAACGAUUGACUUUGUGUUGAAGCUGUUUCCCGCCGAGCAGCGAGGUUGCUUGGUAAACAAUAUUUUUCUGACUGGCGGGUGUGCCAAAAUCCGUGGCCUGAAAGACCGACUGUCGAGAGAGAUGAGGGAAAUGCUUCCAUUUGAGUCUAGGUUCGAAAUCGAGGUUGCUCGCGAACCAGUGUUGGACGCUUGGAACGGAGCGAGCAAGUUUUGUUUAACCGAGACAUUUCGCCAAUCACUGAUAACUCGUCCAAUGUACGAAGAAUGUGGUGGAGAGUACCUAAAAGAACACGUGCAUGGUAACGUUUACUUCCCAACGCCAAAAGAUUGUGGCGAUCAGCUGACGGGAUGAGAAGAAGCCAAGAGCUAAUAAAAACUUAUUUUUUUACUGAU
This is a messenger RNA of Anopheles gambiae (African malaria mosquito), 2108 nucleotides long. RefSeq names its product actin-related protein 5 (gene Arp5). Gene Ontology annotation, biological process: regulation of DNA-templated transcription. The record is from RefSeq and is a predicted model, not a curated record. The coding region runs from base 97 to 2067 and encodes 656 amino acids. NCBI's taxonomy places the organism in Eukaryota, Metazoa, Arthropoda, Insecta, Diptera, Culicidae. Gene Ontology annotation, cellular component: cytoplasm; Ino80 complex. The transcript has a single exon.